Molecule: messenger RNA, 705 nt
Organism: Arxiozyma heterogenica
Lineage: Eukaryota; Fungi; Ascomycota; Saccharomycetes; Saccharomycetales; Saccharomycetaceae
Gene: MDE1
Product: methylthioribulose 1-phosphate dehydratase MDE1
Exons: 1
Coding region: 1-705 (234 amino acids)
Cellular component (GO): cytoplasm
Molecular function (GO): metal ion binding; methylthioribulose 1-phosphate dehydratase activity
Source: RefSeq, a predicted model, not a curated record
AUGGACUCAAUUCAUUCCUUUGAUUCAAGACAUCCAGCAAAUUUGAUAUGCUCAUUAUCGAACCAAUUCUUUCACAAAGAAUGGUGUCUUGGUACUGGUGGUGCUAUAUCCAUUAGAGACACAACUACUAAUUACAUUUAUAUCACUCCUUCUGGUGUUCAAAAGGAACUAAUGCAGCCCAAGGAUUUAUAUGUUUUAACUAAAAACGAGAAUAAAAAUAAAAACAGAAACCAACCAUAUCCAUACGAUAUCAUUUAUUCUCCUCCUUUGAAAAUCAGUGAUUGCUCUCCAUUAUUCUUAGCAUGUCAUGAACAUAAGGAUGCAAAUGCAGUGAUCCAUACUCAUUCACAGAAUAGUGUUCUUAUAACACUACUAUUUGAUAAAGAAUUUAAUAUCUCUAAUAUGGAACAGAUAAAAGCUAUGCCUAGUGGUAGAAAAGAUCCAGAGACAGGAAAACAGAUCAAUCUUUCAUUCAAUGACAACUUAUGUAUCCCUAUCAUCGAUAAUAGGCCACAUGAACAUGAUCUGUUGAAUUCCUUAAAAGAUGUUUUUGAAAAGUACCCUAAUGCUUGUGCUGUAUUAGUUAGAAGACAUGGUUUAUUUGUUUGGGGACCUACUAUUGAUAAAGCUAAAAUUUAUAACGAGUCUAUAGACUAUUUAUUGGGUUUAGCUAUUAAAAUGCAUCAAUUGAAUAUUCAUAUAUAG